Messenger RNA from Protopterus annectens (West African lungfish), 2824 nucleotides. Its product is annotated as transcriptional repressor protein YY1-like. Bases 24 to 1283 code for a protein of 419 amino acids. Gene Ontology annotation, cellular component: PcG protein complex; transcription regulator complex. The record is from RefSeq and is a predicted model, not a curated record. The transcript has 5 exons. NCBI's taxonomy places the organism in Eukaryota, Metazoa, Chordata, Ceratodontiformes, Protopteridae. Gene Ontology annotation, molecular function: RNA polymerase II cis-regulatory region sequence-specific DNA binding; DNA-binding transcription factor activity, RNA polymerase II-specific. Gene Ontology annotation, biological process: regulation of transcription by RNA polymerase II.
ACUUGACUCCGUACUUCGGCGAAAUGUUCUCAGAUGUGAGAGAAGGCGACAGUGAAAGAGGUCUCGCGAUGUUAUGUCGGAGCGAACAGUGGCGACGAGAUUUGCUCGGUCGAGUUGGUAUUUGUGUUAUUGAAGAAGGAAGGGAAGGGGAAAUAAUAAAUAAUUGUGUAGAAAACGGAGUAGGUAUGGCAUCGGGCGAUACACUAUACAUCGCGACCGAUGGCUCUGAGAUACCUGCUGAAAUCGUGGAGCUCCACGAAAUUGAAGUAGAGACCAUCCCAGUGGAGACUAUAGAGACCACAGUAGUUGGGGACGAUGAUGAUGAUGAUCACCAGCCGAUGAUCGCUUUACAGCCACUGGUAACUGAUGACCCCCAUGGGGUCCACCACCAUCAAGAAGUGAUUCUGGUGCAGACUCGGGAGGAGGUUGUUGGUGGGGAUGAUUCGGAUCUAAGGACUGAUGAUGGGUUUGAAGACCAGAUACUCAUCCCUGUACCGGCAGCAGUUGCUGAGGAGGAGUAUAUAGAGCAGACUCUUGUAACUGUAGCCGGGAAGAGCAGCUCAGGCGGAAGACUGAAAAAGGGAGGUAGUAGUGGAAAGAAAUCUGGAAAGAAAAGUUACCUUAGUGGCACGGAUUCUAGCGGUAGGAAAUGGGAGCAGAAACAAGUGCAAAUCAAGACUCUGGAAGGAGAGUUUUCAGUAACGAUGUGGGCAUCGGAUGAUAAAAAAGAUAUUGAUCAUGAAACAAUAGUUGAAGAGCAAAUCAUUGGUGAGAAUUCUCCCCCAGACUACUCUGAAUACAUGACAGGCAAAAAACUUCCUCCUGGUGGGAUCCCUGGCAUUGAUCUUUCAGACCCAAAACAGUUGGCAGAAUUUGCCAGAAUGAAGCCACGAAAAAUUAAAGAAGAUGAUGCUCCGAGAACAAUUGCUUGCCCUCACAAGGGUUGCACAAAAAUGUUCAGGGACAAUUCAGCUAUGAGGAAGCAUUUACACACACAUGGACCAAGAGUGCAUGUCUGUGCAGAGUGUGGAAAGGCCUUUGUGGAAAGUUCAAAAUUGAAACGACAUCAGCUUGUUCACACUGGAGAAAAACCUUUCCAGUGUACAUUCGAAGGUUGUGGAAAGCGGUUCUCAUUGGACUUCAAUUUACGCACUCAUGUACGAAUUCACACGGGAGAUCGACCCUAUGUUUGCCCAUUUGAUGGCUGUAAUAAGAAAUUUGCCCAGUCAACAAAUCUAAAAUCUCACAUUUUAACACAUGCUAAAGCCAAAAACAACCAGUGAUGAUCCUUUGAGGAGAACCAGGUCCUUGAAAAGGGCAUCUUAUGGGAUUGUGAUUGGACUUAACAGUGACCCUCUCUUUGUAUAUUGUUUCUAGAAGAGAAUUUUAAAUAUUGAAUCCUACAUGAGACUUGUUUUGAUAAAAGUGGUAAACAAGAACUUAAUGGUGACGAUAGGAUGCUUUUGACUCGCCUGGUAAAAGUCAACUUUUCAGACCAUACCAGAGUUUUAUAUGAUAUGGUCUUGGCAAGAACAAUAUUUCAUGAACAUGCAUUUCAGAAGACAUUUUAUCAGCUGUUCUACAGUUGGACUUGUAUUCACUUUAUAAAUAUGAAGCUCACUUGUUGCUUACAGAUUUUUUUUUAAUUUUGUAUUUUCCAAGUGUGCAUAUUGUACACUUCCUGGGGAUAUGCCUAGUAAUGUUAAGUGUGAUUACAUUUUUUGGAGGUUAAAUUCUUUGCUUGUAAUAGAUUUUAUUCUUGAAACUGGCAGUUACUGUUCCACAUGCAUACUUUCUUGUACAAAAGUUACAUAGACUUGGUUUGUUAUCUUAAUUUGGUUGUAUUCUUUAAUGUUGACACAUUUUGUAUAAUUGUAUCGUACAGCUGUAUAGAAAUCAUGUAGUAUCCGAUAGAUGUGAUUUAAUAGUGUUAAAUCAAUUAAACCCAUUUUACUCGUUUUUUUUUUUUUUUUUUUUCCCCCCCAGAAUACUGACAGAUGUCACCCUCUGAUCCAAGUUAUCUUUAUGGCUGUUCAGUUUCAGAACGUGGUGCUCUGUUGCAUUUGUAGAAUGUAAAAUACAGGCACUGAUCGUUAUUAACACUUGUUAAUAUGUACAUCCCUUGUAAGAAAACAGACCAAUAAUAAAAUAGUGGUCCUAAAGGAAGCACUUGACAGAAAAUAAUGUAAACCGUUUUCUUUCCUGUGUUGUGUGCUACGUAGACCUUGUAAUAAUUUAUUACUGAGCACUUGGGUGCAGUCAAAAUCUAGGCAUUUAGAUUACCAUCUGUUCUGAGCUGCAGUAUUGUAGAAGAAAAUUUAUAAACAGUGCUGGUCUUUUGAGUUUAAUAUAUUUAUGAACUCAGAACUAUAAAAUUUCUUAGAUUAAUACAAAGCUAUGAUCAGUGUUGUUUGUGUUCUUCCUCAUGUACUUUGCUUUUAUGAAUUAAGCAGAAUUUUCUUUUUGGUGAAUCUUGCUGUUGCCUCACAUAUGCAGUUGAAAGUUAACCUUUCCUCAUUUCCCAAGUUUAGUACCUUUUUUUGACUGAAUUGGAAAAAAUAUUUAAGAUAAGCACAUGAUGUUAAAUGAGUAACCCACUGGCUUGAUUGUUGUAGUCCAGUAUUCAUAGUAAUUUGAGGUCCUUGUAAAUAAAAGAGGGCGAGAACAAGAGGGGAAGACCUUAUGUUUUAAUGUAUUACUGUAGAUAUAUAAAUUAUAUCAUUUGUUUGUGUAUAUGUAUGUCUUUUGGACACUGUAUAACAUGUAGAGCUUAACAUUUGAAAUGGCUCCUGAAAUAUAUAAUCAUUAGGUCAGUCAUGCAAUA